Molecule: messenger RNA, 192 nt
Organism: Opisthorchis viverrini
Lineage: Eukaryota; Metazoa; Platyhelminthes; Trematoda; Opisthorchiida; Opisthorchiidae
Exons: 2
Coding region: 1-192 (63 amino acids)
Source: RefSeq, a predicted model, not a curated record
AUGGAACAGUUAUACCGUGCUCCACGGUCUUUGAACCUAGAUUUGCUUCGCUUCGAGACGAAAUCUCAGUUGCCAGUCCUGGCCUCCGUACUGCCAGAUAAAAAUCACCCCGAAUACCGUAAGAAGACCAAGCAAAGUUUAGUUCUAGAGCGUCUAAGUUGUUUUGUGUCCAACAAUGAUGAAAUCGAGUGA